AAUGGAGAAAUUAUGUUUCGCCUUUUUCUUAUUGCUCGUAGACCGCCAAGCAACAGAAAUAUAAAAUGACUGAUAUCAGCGUGAAAUUUGUUUCCAAGAAAAUUAGUAAGAUUAGGUGGCGACCAAAAUCCGACGUAAAAUCUGCGCCUUCAACCAUUUUUGUUACAGGCAGUUGGGAUGACCAACAAAAUACAAUCUGUGUGUGGGAUCUUCGAGAUAGAAUAGCAGCUUCAGAUGAUAGAGAUGAUGAAAUCAGCGCUUUGGAUCAUGAGCCCCAGAAGACUUUUGAAAUGCCAUAUGCUGGCGAUGUCCUUGACUUACAGUAUCUUUCAAGUAAUACAUUUGCUGUAGCAUCAUCUACCGGUGCAGUAACUGUCUUAAAACAUUUGUCCAGUAGUGAGACACUAGCCCACUUAUGUACAUGGGAUAAACAUCACCAGUUUAAAACUGGCAGUCCUGCUGCUUGUACUUGCUUGGCCCCUAGAGGUGAUGAAUGGAUAGCCACUGGUGGAGAGGAUGGACAAAUUGUUAUAGUUGCAUUAGAACAGAGGCAGCCAGUUCAAACACUAGACAAAGCUGAUAGCUGCACUAUAAAUGAUCUCACAUUUCUAAAGCAGUCUGAGAUUCUGUCAGUCAACUCAUUUGGACAAUUGAAAACCUUUGAUUUGAGACAAGAUCCAAAACAACAAGCUCAAAUUUUUUCUGUCACAGAAAACCAUACUCCAUUACUUUGCUUAGAUAAACACCCAGGUCAGGCUCACAUAGUAGCUACAGGGGGUGAGGAUGGAAUGUUGACUAUCUGGGACCUAAGGCAAGAGAAAUUUCCUAUGACAUUGCUUGAAGCCCACACUGGUGCCAUGUGGGAAGUCAAAUUCCACCCACACAACCCCAACCAUCUGUUCACAUGCUCUGAUGAUGGCUCCUUGUGGCACUGGGAUGGCUCCUCCACAGAUCCUGUCUCCAGUUUUACAGGCACCAAAGGUAAGGAUUCCACCAGGCAGGGAGGAGCCAUCGUUAGCCCGUGGCUAAGUCUGGAGACAUCUCGACACAAGCUGGACAUCUCAUCCCUGCUGCCCAACAAGUCUCUACCCGUGAACUCCCUGGACAUUGACACCAGUACGCUGCUCUGUGGUACCGACAGUGAAACCAUCUACUCUGUACAUCUCCCUAUGCUGGACUAGACGUGGGACACGUACUUGCUACCUUGAAGUGCUGUUGAAGAAUAGAAAUAAAAUAUUGAAAAUAG
Molecule: messenger RNA, 1246 nt
Organism: Biomphalaria glabrata
Lineage: Eukaryota; Metazoa; Mollusca; Gastropoda; Planorbidae
Product: nucleoporin Nup43-like
Exons: 8
Coding region: 66-1181 (371 amino acids)
Cellular component (GO): nuclear pore outer ring
Molecular function (GO): protein binding
Source: RefSeq, a predicted model, not a curated record